Erinaceus europaeus (western European hedgehog) is the source of this 2723-nucleotide messenger RNA. It is a transcript of the gene IL33R, whose product is annotated as interleukin 1 receptor like 1. Gene Ontology annotation, molecular function: interleukin-33 binding; interleukin-33 receptor activity; interleukin-1 receptor activity. Lineage: Eukaryota; Metazoa; Chordata; Mammalia; Eulipotyphla; Erinaceidae. Gene Ontology annotation, biological process: signal transduction. The record is from RefSeq and is a predicted model, not a curated record. The transcript has 11 exons. The coding region runs from base 249 to 1913 and encodes 554 amino acids.
UGAUAAGGAAAAUAGUAGUCUUUGAUAUUUUGCACAGAGCUAUUUGAGAAACUGUAUUUUAGAGUUAAUAAACUAUAGGUAGAAGGUUGAGGAAGAAAGAGCUCAAACAGGACUCACUGAUGUAGAGCCACUGAUAAUUCUUUCCAGCAAUAGGUCAGAGUUCUAGGAGGAAACAUCAUCAUCCAUCACAGAUUCAGCUUAAAUCAUCUCAACAGCUGAAAAUACAGAUUCUAGAUUGAAAACUGAAAAUGAAGCACUUGACCUUGGCAGUUCUAACAAUUCUCAUACAUUCAACAACAGCUAAGAUUAUCAGAUCAUUCAGGGCCCUGGAGAAGGAGGCUUUAAUUGUGACAUGCUCCAGGAACAAAGCAACUAAAUACCCCGUGGACUGGUAUUCACCCCAAACCAACAAAAGUAUUACCACCCAGAAAACAAAUCGUGUAUUUGCUUCAGGGAAAUAUCUUAAGUUUCUUCCAAGUGAAGUCACUGACACUGGAGUUUAUACUUGCAUUGUCAAAAGUCCUACCUUCAAUCAGACUGGUUAUGUGGAUGUCACCAUAUAUAAAAAGCAACCAGGUUGCAAUAUUCCAAAUGAUCUGAUAUAUUCAACAACAUCUGGAUCAGAAAAAAAUUCGAAACUCUUUUGUCCUACUAUUAAUUGGUACAACUGGACAGCACCUAUUGAGUGGCUUAAGAAUUGUAAGCCACUCCAAGGGCCAAAAUAUUAUGCACACAAGGACUAUUUGGUGAUUGAUGGCGCCACUAGCAAAGACUCGGGGGAUUAUAUGUGUAGAUUUGUGCACAAUGAAAAUGGUAGCAAUUACACUGUGACAGCAACCCGAUCAUUCAUAGUUAAAGGUGCAAAAGGCUUUACAUUUUGUCCAGUCAUUACAGCCCCUGCACAUAAUGAAACAAAGGAAGUGGAAAUUGGAGGUACAGUGAACAUAACUUGCUCUGUUUGCUUUGGGAGGGGCGCUCAGCUCAUAACUACUGUCCAGUGGAGGGUUAACAAUAAGAUUGCUGGGCUCUCUGGAGAAGGAAGAUUUCAAGAGGAAGAAGAGCAAAAUAAAAGUUCUAGCAAUGAUCUGGUUUGUGUAAACCGAGUUUUAAGAAUAACUGAUGUGAAAGAAGAGGAUUUAUUGCUGAAGUAUGACUGUCUGGGCCUAAAUCUGUGUGGCCAAAAACUGCACACCAUAAGACUAAAGAAAAAGCUAAUUGAUCAUCAAAGCAUCUACUACCUAGUCAUAGGAUUCAGCAUAUUGCUAAUGCUACUCAAUGUCUUGGUGAUAAUGCUAAAAGUGUUCUGGAUUGAUGUCAUUCUGUUCUGGAGAGACAUAAUGAAACUAUACAAAACUAGAGAUGAUGGAAAGCUCUAUGAUGCAUACAUUAUCUACCCUCGGAACUAUACAAGCAGCCCCAGUGCAGCUGGUUCUGUGGAGUACUUUGUUCACCAGGUUCUGCCUGAUGUUCUUGAAAAUAAAUGUGGCUAUAACUUGUGCAUUUAUGGGAGAGAUCUACUUCCUGGAGAAGAUGUAGCUACUGCCGUGGAAACCAACAUACGAAAAAGCAGGCGGCACAUCUUUAUCCUGACGCCUCAGGUCAUGCACAGCAAGGAGUUUGCCUUUGAGCAAGAGAUCGCCUUGCACAGCACCCUAAUCCAGAAUGACUCCAAGGCCAUUCUCAUUGAAAUGGAAACUCUGAGCAAGCCAGGAAGAUCACAACUUGGGGAGCUUCAAGAUUCUCUCAAGCACCUCAUGAAAGUACAAGGAACCAUCAAGUGGAGAGACAGUCACAUUUCCAACAAAAAUUCCAUGAAUUCCAAAUUCUGGAAGCAUGUGAGGUAUCACAUGCCUGUGCCAAAUAAGCUUCAAAGAAAGACUUCCACUUUGGUUUCCCUGAGAACUCACUGGUAGGAGCACUUGUUUUGAUGUCGUGAAAGGAUAUAAUAAGGGUCCAGAGAGCUAGCUCACUGCAUAGGGAGGGCAUUUGCUUUGCCAUGAGAGCAUCCCAGGUUUGAGACUCAGCACCACACAGGAGUACUUCAGUAUUGUGGAGACUCUCUCCCUCUCUGUAUCUCACUUUCUGUCUGUCUGUCUGUCUCUCUGUCUCUAUGAAAAAAGCUAUAGUUGGAAGCAGUAAAAUCAUGCAUGUGUUGGGCAAGCCCCACUUCUGCAAACAAAUCCAUAAGUUUUAAAUUAAAAAUCAUGUCCCCUAGGACUUGGUGGUGGCAUGUCCAGUAAAACACACAUUACUAUGUGCAAAGACCCAAGUGUAGCCCCCAGUCUCCACCUGCAAAAGGGAAAAUUUCACAAAUGGUGCAACAGUGCUACAGGUGUGUCUAUAUAUCCCCCAUUCCUCUCAAUUUCUGUCUCUAUCUAAAUAUAGAUAAAAAAUAAAAUUUUGAAUCAAUAUAGAAGUUCUUUUUUAAAAAGCAUAAACCCCAUCCUCAGAGGCAUACACUAUUCUGAUUUCUAUCUCCAUGAUUUAUUUUUGUCAUAUUUUUAAAUGAAUAUCAAUAAAGUUAUGUAGCAUUAUGUCUACUUCCAUUCAACAUAGUAUCUUUGACAUUCACACAUGGUGUGCAUGAGAUAGUAGUGUAUUUCCUCGCAUUGUGGAGUUGUAUUCCAUUGUAUGGUUACAUAGCAGUUUAAACAUUUCCUUGUUGGUGGUUAUGAGUUGUUUUCUGCCUGUACCUUUUAUGAAUACAGUUACUAUGAACAUUA